GUUAUAACAUCAAGCGUGAUAGAAAUAUUUCUCUCGCAGUCUAAGAAAUAGAGGAAGAGACAAAGACAGUAGACUCAGGAAACACAGUCAGGUCUGUUUUGAACAUCUCUGGAAAAGAUCAAAAGAAAGAGGACUUUAGACAAAAGAAAGGCAAAUAAGGAAGAGGGAGACAAUAGACAAGUGGACUAAUUAACUUAUGACUUCUGGGGGCUGUGGAGAUUUUUGCUUAAGAACAGAAGAGAUUUCCAAGUCAGAAUAAAUGCGACUCAAUAUGUAGAUGUUCUGCCGGUUUCUGAGUAAAUUUCCCCCCUUUCCCCACCCCCAGAAUUUAAUAAUUUACUCUGCACGCCAAUCAGCAAAGACAAAUCUUAAUGUUUUUGGAGAAAUCUGGGAGAUGCGUCUGAGAGAAAGAUGCAGAGAAGAGAAUUCUGACAUGGUGCCGACCCAAAUUGACAGAGACGAGGAAAGAGUGGACUAUUCAGUGGCAGACACGUCUCCAACCAGACACAGGUAUUCUCUAUUCGAUAUUAAGAUUCAAUUAAGAUAUCAAAAUAUUGAUCCAUGCUAACUCAAACUACCACCAAUAUUGUGCUCUGAUCUUGUAUUUGUAAGUCCUCUUGGAUGUGUGUAAUUGACUUUGUGAUGUUAAAUAGUUGUUUCAUUUGAAACCAGAUUCCAAUAUUUGCUGCCUCACUGAUAUAUACUAUUUUAUUAUUUUAUAGUAUAUUAUUCUAUUGAAAAGCCACCACUAAAUUGCUUUGUCAGAAUAUAAUUGUAAAGCAAUACCUUUUAUCGUCAACAAAUGAUCAGAUUCAUGUUGAGGAUAAAUCGUUUCCCAAAAAUGUAGUAAUAAAAUAAGUAAUAUACCAAGAGACUGUCCCUGUAAAUGAUAACUCACAAUUUACAACUGUGUUAAAUGCGUCAUUAAUGGUGUUCUUGAUUUAGAGCAACAGAUUAACUGAAAGCCAUACGACAAACUGCUGAACUAUCACAAGCCAUAACCGUCUGAGACGAUAAUCCUCGCUGUUUCUAAAACACAGCGCUGUGCUUAGUAUCGACAAGAAUCCUGUGCUUCUGUUGUCAGCGUGUCAGUCAGUCACUUUGUGGCUUGUGUUACUGUGAGAAGAAACACAAUGUGUAGGCUUUGUCUAAAGAGAAACUAUAUGAAGAUGGAGGAGGAGGAGACAGACAUUUUCCCUGUCAGAGACUGAAAAAAAAAGGAGCAUCAGGCAAACGACAGACAACUGUGGCUGUGAGCAGACUUAUAAGUGCUUCCUAAAUCAAAAAGGUCACCCUGCUGUCAGAUAGACAGAAAAGGACAAAGACAUGAGUGGAACCAGUGAAACCAAGCUAGUUAUAAAUUGUGACUGAGUGCUCUACCUGCUUGGACGACACAGACCCUGCUCGCAUCGCAGGGGGACACAGACAAUAACCUCCAAUAAAAGGAGGGAGGCAAACGCCAGAUAGAGAGCAGGGGAGAAAUCCCCUUCCUCUCUGUCGACCCAUCUCGUCGUCAAGAUGGCAGGCUCAGCUAUGGCAUUCACCUUUGCGGCCUUCUGCUACAUGCUCACCUUGGUGCUGUGUGCUGCUCUCAUCUUCUUUGUCAUAUGGCAGAUCAUUGCAUUUGAUGAGCUUCGCACAGACUUCAAAAAUCCCAUUGAUCAGAGCAAUCCCACCAGAGCGAGGGAAAGGAUUCUAAACAUUGAAAGAAUCUGCAACCUGCUCCGCAGAUUGGUGGUGCCGGAGUAUUCCAUCCAUGGGCUCUUCUGCCUGAUGUUCAUGUGUGCUGGAGAGUGGGUCACACUUGGCCUAAAUAUCCCGCUGCUCUUCUACCAUCUUUGGAGAUUUUUUCAUCGGCCAGCUGACGGCUCAGAGGUCAUGUAUGAUCCCGUCAGUGUGAUGAACGCCGACAUUCUCAACUACUGCCAUAAUGAGUCUUGGUGUAAGCUGGGCUUUUAUCUGCUCUCUUUCUUCUAUUAUCUCUACAGGUCAGUACAAAUUCACAAUCUUGUCAAUCCACUGUUGCUUGAUUAGGUUUCAGUAAUGGCUUUCAGAUUUGUUGCAAUGUUGUGUGAACUUAGAGCUCCUAAAUUACUGUUUUCUCCAUAUUCUUUCAUCUGUUGCCACUGUCUAUUUCCUGCUGAAGUAUGGUCUACUCCUUGGUGAGCUUCUAACAUACAGGAUAUCUGGAGAAAUAAAAGGAAGUAUAUGUAAGAAAGACACAGAGAAACAAAGGGAGACAAAUACUCUUCCUCUCUCCGUGUAUCCUCCCAAUCACUGACUUGGGUUGUCUAACAUUGGACAAACACAAGACCAAUCUGAGUGAUAAUGUGAAUGUAAAGGCCUCCAGUCAAAUAUAUCGCUUUGACCCAGAUACUUCUGUCGGACGACUGGACAAAGAUUUGAAGGACUGAAACGAAACAGAAAGAGGACGCAGCAGGUGUGUUGCCUUUGACCAAUUAUACAAAUUAACAAUAUAUUCCUGAAGGGCUGGAGUUUUCCCAUGCUGCUCUUACUGAUCCAGUCGCUCAACUCACUGUGAAUCUCCAAACACUUAGGGGCUGGAAAGCAAAAUAAUAUGUCUGUAUUCUUUGACUUUGAAAAUGUACUAAAAGCAGGAUUGUUCAGUAUCAUUCCAUGUGUUUAAGAUGAUAGACACCUCUAAUAUUAAACCACUGCUUUGAUUGUGUUAGAGGUACAUACAACUGUAAGAAACAGGUUAGAUUGUACAGGAGGACUUUAAAGCACUGUAAGAAAUGCAGACGUUCUGGCAGGGGAAUGGUGAUAAAGCAUAGAUCAAUCCAACAUCUCCUUGAUGCCAUCCCCGGCCAAAAGUCAAAUUGCACACUGUAACAAAAACAAAAAGGAAUUAAUCAUAUGUUUGACUGCAAGGGUCAGUGCUUGUAAUGUGCAUUUCAAAAUAAGUAUAUCCAUAAGCUCUAAGGGUGUAUUUUAUGCUACAUGCUAGGAUCAUGCUUUCCAAAGAGCUCCAUGCUCAGACAUUUAAUAUCAAAAGUCUGUUUCUGGAAAAAUGUUGUGCCAAAUUAAAGAGAAAAGAAAAGUGAUGGGUAGGUGAUCUUCACCUACGUGCUGGGGCGCUGUCGGGUCUUUUUUUCCCCUUACUGUUCAUUUUGGCACAAUGUUUUUUUAUUGAUAAAAAUAGAAAACACAUGUAGUUCUGUUGUAUUUUUUUAAUGUGCAGUGAGCGCCUUAUUCCUAUUUCCAGUUUACUCUCACUCAUCUGCAUCUGUACUAUUGUCAUUUUUAGCACUGUAACUUUUCUCUGAUCCGAGGUAGAAUAGAAAUCUCAUGUACAAAAAGCAAUUAAAAACAGCAAACUAGCAAUGUGAUAUGAUUCAUGAGACAUAUCAAUGCAGUGUUAUUCAUGUAUGUAAUAACAGUGAGUGGGAGACGAGGCAAUAACGCCUAUGACAAUGUUUUAGUUAUUUCAGAAAUGUAAAGGCAGUGAAGUCAUCUCGAUACGUCUACAAUCAUACAGACUGACGUAAGACGUUAGUGUUGCUGAUAACCAAGAUUCGUAAACAGCGAAGACUUUCCUCAGCUGGUGCUGCCUUUGCUAUCAUGUGUUCAUUAGUUUGAUCUAUUAGGAGAUAAGUGAUGGUUCAACUGUGUGAUUUUAAUAUCAGUAGAAAAAAACUGAAACUUUGGAGCCUGAGAACAAACUGUGAUGUUUGUCGCACGCCGGCUCUACAUGUAGUAAAUGGUGUUGAUGACAUGUCUGGUAUAUAAACUGUGGGACUCAAUUAGGAAAAUAACGUUGUCCUUGAAGCCUAUUGAAUUAAAAUACACACUACAACAUGAGCUUACAUGGAUUCAACAGUAGUCACUGAUAUUAAGGAUUUGUUCUUAAAUACAGGACACAAUAUAUUAAAGUACAUUUUAUUGCUAUUACUACACAAAUCAUGUUGCUGUAUGUUUAAUUACAUUUCAAAUGGAAGCAACUAUGGAUAGCAAUAUUAUAGGACAAUAGGAUCUAGCAUAAGGUUUGCAUCGUUACAUUGUUUUGUUAUUGUCCAUGAAAAGACUAAAACCAAUGUGUUAAUAUGUUUGACUUCCCUAUCCUGUCUGUGGCACUCUACUUUGUUACUACUAAUGCGUAAAUCUUUUUUUUAUUUUUAAACUGGUUAGAAAUAUAUUGUUUAAUCUUAAAUGCUAAAUAAUUGACUAACUGGGCACUGUAGUUUUUAGGAAUGGUCACUCAAAGAGGAGUAAACAGAGCAUUUAUUAGGGACUAUUUUCAGAAGCGGAUAAAUACACAUUUGCCACACUAGUGAGUAUUUACAGCAUCAGGAUGGUGUAUGUGGGUAAACUAGAUCAAUCCUUUGCUGCACAAGCAUCGUCAGCCCAAUCUCAUUCCCAGGGCAUCAAAUAGCUACCUCUUGUCACAGCGCUUGGCGUCUGAUAACGACACAUAAAGCACCCUUUGCAUCUUUAUGAGGCUUUCAAAUAACUACACAUCUCUAAACCCAUCCGCAACUUUAGAUGCUAAGAGCAAGAGCUCCAGAAGUGUAAUGACGUAGCAUAAAGACCAAAACAUUCGCUUAGAGCGAGUGGGAGGAUGGAUGGGUGAACAAACACAGGAUAGGACUUUCACCCAGGAGUUGUUGUUCGUGACCCAUGUGGAACGAAAUGUAACGUGGAGUUUUUUUCAAGUUAAGUUACGUAACUUUUAUUAACCUAAUAACAUUUUUGUUUGCCCAAGUGUCCAAUAUUGACAAGCUGGGAAUGAGAACGUGUUGGUUUUGGUCUUUUCAUAGGAUAUGUUUACAACAAGAACAAUCAUAGACUAUCCCCGGUCUUAUCUUUUACAUAAGAGUUUCAUUCACACACACAAUCAAACUUUAUCUUUUUAAAGUGAUGAAUACACAUUGCUGUCAAAAUGAUAUUCUAAAUAUAUCUGUAGUGACUGUUCAUACAGUACAUUACAUAUGCUUUAACUUUCAGGAGGAAUAAUAGCUUCACUGCAGAAGAUUCUCAAGUUUAAAAAAACAUUUUGUCCUCAGUGUUGCUGCAGUACAUGUUCUGUAUCAAUAUGUCUUACCAUAUGUGACAUUCUUGAUCGCUACAGAAAUUAAAUUAAGAAAGCUCUGUGGUAGAGCGCCCACCUACCUACACACACACACACACACAUACACACACUUCUUGUGUCGAUCAGUUUGUUUCAUGUCACUUUGCUACAAAUAACUGGUCUGAAAGGAGCAACUCAAACCACUUGUUUGAUUUGAAUUUCAACCAAAUUGCAACAUCUACUUGACUUUAAAAAUCUGUCAGUGUUGUUGAAGACACAUAAUGGACAGUACAUGCUGUGCCAAAUGGUAUUCCCAUGAAAGUAACCACAGGACCCUGAGACCUCAAAACUCUGCCAUCAAUAUGAGUGCAUGGAGUCUGGACAAUCACUAUUAAAGCACAGGAACACGAGGAAAGGAGGAAUAAUGCAGCUCGGUUGAAUGUCAUUAUGUAGUUGCUCUAAACAAAGCAUUUUAGAAAAGUGUAUUUCAGUAUAUCUAUUUGUAUCUGUCUUUUAUACAUUUAUCAUCAAUGUACGCUACAGUAAAUUUGGUGGAUUACUUUAUAUUUAUUAGGUUACACUAUGAUGUACAGUUAAUAAAGCGAUUCUCAUGCCGUAUUCUAAUAAAACAGUAAUGCCAAAAA
Molecule: messenger RNA, 5673 nt
Organism: Cottoperca gobio
Lineage: Eukaryota; Metazoa; Chordata; Actinopteri; Perciformes; Bovichtidae
Gene: cnih2
Product: cornichon family AMPA receptor auxiliary protein 2
Exons: 5
Coding region: 1519-2034 (171 amino acids)
Biological process (GO): vesicle-mediated transport
Source: RefSeq, a predicted model, not a curated record